Molecule: messenger RNA, 722 nt
Organism: Dendroctonus ponderosae (mountain pine beetle)
Lineage: Eukaryota; Metazoa; Arthropoda; Insecta; Coleoptera; Curculionidae
Biological process (GO): protein ubiquitination
Cellular component (GO): Cul4-RING E3 ubiquitin ligase complex
Source: RefSeq, a predicted model, not a curated record
ACGAUUACAACAACCCGAUCGAGGUGCCGCUGCUGGCGCAGAGCCUGAGCGGGCAGCAGAGCGACGCCGACGCCGACAAGCCGGACCACAUGGUGGAGGUGCAGCUGAUCGUCACUCAGCGCUCCCUCGACGCUGAGCAGUUCGUGCAGAAGCAGGCGCAGAUCCUGUGCCUCAAAUCGGGCCUCCAGUUCAUGCACUGCGAGGACUACGACCUGAAAGUCGUCCAUGUCUGUCCAAUGAACGGCGAGAUUAUCGGCCAGGGCGUGAUCAAGGUGGGCGCCCUGAGGACGGCCGAUCCGCACGCCUUCGUCGAGAACUUCUGGGGCCAUUUUCUGUUCGUGUGGAGCAUCGCGACCGACGCUUUCGACGUGCUGGACGACGACGCCAAUCGCCUCUUUUGCGCCAAAGAGCAGGUCAGUCCGCGCAAGAUCCAGUGUGCGCACUGUCACUGCGCCGGCGUGUGGGUGCUCGCCAUGUCCCGGCUGUCCUUGGACCGCCUGUGGGACCCCACCGGACACUACAAGAUCGUCCUGCAGUCCGGACACUCGGAUCCCGGCUCCGACUCGGACUUCGAGUGAACCCCUGGACCGGUGGGCGGACGCUUUUUUGCCUGGCCGAAGCCAAUGAAGACGACUUUCCGUGUUAUUCUCUAAGUUUCAACUGUGAUUUAUAUUGUUGUGAGGACAAAGACCGAUAUUAAUAAUAAAGCUGAUUAUUGUUUG